CGUUGACAUUAUCAGGCAGCGCCAAAGGCCUUCAGACCCAGAAGCUAAACGUGCGAUGCUCGCCCUCAAAAAGCAAAUAAGAUUCAGCUCGUUCGGCAUCGCCACGGCCGGCCUGCUUUCUUCCGCUCCCACCGAGAACCCCGUCGUGUUUCUGGACAUCCAAGCGGACGGCGAACCGCUGGGAAGAAUAACAAUCCAGCUCAAUGCAGAUGUUGUGCCAAAGACUGCAGAGAACUUCAGAGCAUUGUGUACAGGCGAACAUGGCUUCGGCUACAAGGGCUCAGUGUUCCACAGGAUUGUACCAGAGUUCAUGUGCCAGGGAGGAGAUUUCAUCAAACAUAACGGUACUGGAGGGAAAUCCAUCUACGGGAAAACCUUCAAGGAUGAAAACUUUAAAUUAAAGCACACAGGAGCAGGGACUGUCUCCAUGGCCAACACGGGACCAAACACCAACGGCUCUCAGUUCUUUAUCUGCACCACCAAAACCGAUUGGCUGGAUGGCAGACACGUGGUGUUCGCUCAGGUGACGGCCGGCAUGGACGUGGUCACUAAAAUGGAGUCUUUCGGUUUGCACGACGGCGGCGUGUUGAAGAAAAUCACAGUGUUGGAUUGCGGCCAGUUGAAAUAGUCAGUAAUAUAUUCUGUUGUGUGUCAGCUUGUUUCUACCUUCGUCCUCCGCGUUGUCGACGUCCUGCUUUUUAUUUCCAAAUAUUCAUCUUGUGCACAUUCCUGGCCGUUUCCUGCCAAAUAAACGGCGCGUGUUCCCGCUCUCGCUGCAAGGACAUUUGGCCCGCGAACCCCCCGCUGCUUUCCAAAACCUUCCUGGAAACCAUGCGGGCUGUUUUUAGACGGCACCACUUCCUGUCCGGUCGACGCAGGAAGUGACAUGUCGGGCGACUCGCCACUCCAGCAGACUCCUGGUCUGUACGUGCACUGCAAAAAGUCAGUGUUAAAAAACAAGAAGAAAAAAAUACAAAAAUGAGGGGUAUUUUAUUUGAAUUAAGCAACAUUAUCUGCCAAUAGAACAAGAAAAUUCUGCUUGUUAAGACUCUCCAAAACAAGCAAAAUUAGCUAACCUCAAUGGACCCAAAAAUACCUUUAAAAUAAGUAUAUUCUCACUAAUAAGUGCACUUUUCUUGGUAGAAAAAAAAGAGACCUUUUUGCUCAAUAUGUUGAAAAAUAUUCUUAAAUUAAAUAAAUGCUAGUGCCAUUAUAGUGCCAUUAUCUUGACAUAAUGAUAUGCACUCGGCGUCAUGAUUUUUUUUUUUUCAUGCUUGAAGUAAGAAAUUAUUACUUUUAAAAAGUAGUUUUAUACUUGUGAGUGUUGAUGACACAGCUUUGCAACAGUUGAUAUUAGAGAUGUCCGAUAAAUGCGUUAAAAUGUAAUAUCGGAAAUUAUCGGUAUCGUUUUUUUUAUUAUCGGUAUCGUUUUUUUUUGUUUUUUUUGUUUGUUUUUUUACACUCAUUCACACUCAUUCACACAAAAGGGUUGUUUCUUUCUGUUAUUAAUAUGCUGGUUCCUACAUUAUAUAUCAAUAUAUAUCAAUACAGUCUGCAAGGGAUACAGUCCGUAAGCACACCUGAUUGUGCGUGCUGCUGGUCCACUAAAAGUACUAACCUUUAACAGUUAAUUUUACUAAUUUUCAUUAAUUACUAGUUUCAAUGUAACUGUUUUUAUAUUGUUUUACUUUCUUUUUUAUUCAAGAAAAUGUUUUAAAUUUAUUUUAUUAAUUUUAUUUUUUUUAAAGUACCUUAUCUUCACCAUACCUGGUUGUCCAAAUUAGGCAUAAUAAUGUGUUAAUUCCACGACUGUAUAUAUCGGUUGAUAUCGGUAUCGGUUGAUAUCGGUAUGGUAAUUAAAGAGUUGGACAAUAUCGGAUAUCGGCAAAAAUCCAUUAUCGGACAUCCCUAGUUGAUAUUCUAGUUUCAAGCAUGUUUUACUCAAUAUAGGUCAUAACAUCUCAGCAACAAGCUGUAAUAUCUUACUGAGAUCAUUUAGGACCAAAACCCUUAAAGGCCUACUGAAAGCCACUACUAGCGACCACGCAGUCUGAUAGUUUAUAUAUCAAUGAUGAAAUCUUAACAUUGCAACACAUGCCAAUACGGCCGGGUUAACUUAUAAAGUGCAAUUUUAAAUUUCCCGCUAAACUUCCGGUUGAAAACGUCUUUGGAUGAUGACGUAUGCGCGUGACGUAACUAGUGAAACAGAAGUAUUGGUACCCCAUUGAAAACAAUACAAAAUAGCUCUGUUUUCAUCUCAGAAUUCCACAGUAUUCUGGACAUCUGUGUUGGUGAAUUUUUUGCAAUUUGUUUAAUGAACAAUGGAGACUGCAAAUAAGAAAGUUGUAGGUGGGAUCUGUGUAUUAGCGGCGGACUACAGCAACACAGCCAGGAGGACUGAGAGAUGGAUAGCAGACGCGCUAGCCGGCGAACUCACCUUAACUUCCUCCGUCUCCGGGCCGCCAACCGCAUCUGUGAUCGGGUGAAGUCCUUCGUCGCACCGUCGAUCGCUGGAACGCAGGUGAGCACGGGUGUUGAUGAGCAGAUGAAGGCUGGCUGGUGUAGGUGGAGAGCUAAUGUUUUUAGCAUAGCUCUGUGAGGUCCGGUUGCUAAGUUAGCUUCAAUGGCGUUGUUAGCAACAGCAUUGUUAACCUUCGCCAGCCUGGAAAGCAUUAACCGUGUAUUUACAUGUCCAUGGUUUAAUAGUAUUGUUGAUUUUCUGUCUAUCCUUCCAGUCAGGGAUUUAUUUCUUUUGUUUCUAUAUGCAGUUAAGCACAAUGCUAUCACGUUAGCUCGUAGCUAAAGUGUUUCGCCGAUGUAUUGUUGUGGAGAUAAAAGUCACUGUGAAUGUCCAUUUCGCGUUCUCGACUCUCAUUUUCAAGAGGAUAUAGUAUCCGAGGUGGUUUAAAAUACAAAUCCCUGAUC
Messenger RNA from Entelurus aequoreus (snake pipefish), 2925 nucleotides. It is a transcript of the gene ppifa, whose product is annotated as peptidylprolyl isomerase Fa. Gene Ontology annotation, biological process: protein peptidyl-prolyl isomerization; protein folding. NCBI's taxonomy places the organism in Eukaryota, Metazoa, Chordata, Actinopteri, Syngnathiformes, Syngnathidae. Bases 56 to 628 code for a protein of 190 amino acids. The record is from RefSeq and is a predicted model, not a curated record. The transcript has 6 exons. Gene Ontology annotation, molecular function: peptidyl-prolyl cis-trans isomerase activity.